UUCAGAUUGUAUUUCUAUGGUUCAUCAAUACUUAAUGGUCGAUGAACAGCUGGGUGAUCAUUUUCAUUUUUAAUCUUAAAAUUUGCCGUUUUUGUCUUUUUUUUACAUUGAAUAACGUAAAUAAAAGUUCGGAAAACAACAUCAUAUCAAAAUUUGAUUAAAAUUUUUGGAUUAAGAUCCUAAAUUAUCAAAUUUAAAAUGACUUGCAAUCUAAAGAUCGCAAAGACGUUGUUUCAAAGAGUCGAUAAAGCUUUUCCAAAGUUUACGAGUCAUAGUUUUACACUGUCUCGUCAUAGUGUGUGCUUCAAGUAUUAUGUUACCGAUUCAAAAGUUGAUUCGAGACCCACCUCGUCCCAGUCACCAAUAUCUACUCAACCUCCAAAACAAUCUCCAGUUGUUGAAAAUAGCGAAAAGAAGUACUUUUUCGAAAAUCCAUUCGUCGAUACGUACGUGGUGCCGCUGUUCAAUGUGUUUCCCAGAAUGAGCAGUCAUCUGAAAAAAAUCAAUUUGGAAAUGAUAAACGAGGUGCCUCCGCAUGUCCUCGUGUUUACGUUAAUCACAAUUUCGCCAAUGGUUUUAUCUAUGAUCACUUUCAAUUGUCACACCAUUUUGUCUAUAGGUGUACCUUACGUAGGCAUGUACGUGACCAUGGCCAACGGACUUCAUCUAGGAGCCAACAUCCAUAAUGUUUCUAACAACACAUCACAGCUCUUAUUGGCUAGUGCACCUGCCUUGUUAUGUGCUUCUGCAAAGUACUUAAUGGCGUUUCCUAUGCCCAUUUCUAUUUUAUUUAUUGGUUUUGCAGCUAUUAAACUGUCCGACGAUAUUUUGUUGAUAAACAAGUACCCGAAAUGGAUGAAGGUUCUUGUUCUGUCCACUUUGGGUGCGGGUCUACUUGAUUUGUCUUCUGCAUUGAUUUGUUCGGUUUUUUAA
Molecule: messenger RNA, 933 nt
Organism: Daktulosphaira vitifoliae (grape phylloxera)
Lineage: Eukaryota; Metazoa; Arthropoda; Insecta; Hemiptera; Phylloxeridae
Exons: 2
Coding region: 199-933 (244 amino acids)
Source: RefSeq, a predicted model, not a curated record